Molecule: messenger RNA, 3740 nt
Organism: Rhagoletis zephyria (snowberry fruit fly)
Lineage: Eukaryota; Metazoa; Arthropoda; Insecta; Diptera; Tephritidae
Product: homeobox protein slou-like
Biological process (GO): cell differentiation; regulation of transcription by RNA polymerase II
Cellular component (GO): nucleus
Molecular function (GO): RNA polymerase II cis-regulatory region sequence-specific DNA binding; DNA-binding transcription factor activity, RNA polymerase II-specific
Source: RefSeq, a predicted model, not a curated record
ACGGGUUCGGUAGUCAGCCAACUACUCAGUACUGUGCGACUUCGCUUAACUAGAUUAGCGCCGCGCAACAAAUCCGAGUGACAGCGCAACCGACUGACACAGCUGACGCGCGUAACGUCAGAGCGCGCGUUCAACCCUUCGCAUUACGCGUGAGUGUGACUGCGUUUUAGUUGUGUUUGAGUGGGGUGUGCGUGACAGACAUCAGAAGAAGAAGAAGAAGAAGACAGCAGAGCAACCCCACCGCGGCUAUUCUGCCCCUCUGUUGAUACGCACUGCAGAUGAAGACGCGACGCGAAAUCAGUAACAGUCGAUUGGCUGCCAUCAGAGUUACAAGUACUUAAACGCCGUCAAGCGGACGGAAGCCAAAGGUCGAUCGGUCGUCACUAAUAAAUCGUCGCUAAAUACUUCCGUGUACGCGUAUAGCUGACCGUUGUCUCCAGUGUCGCAUGACUUUAGGCACCGGUGUCGAGUGCAAGGAAUAAAAGUGUUUGCACAGCGUCAGCAAGCGUCAUUACAACAAGUGAACGCAUAGUGUACAGAACAGUCUGCUGAGCACGUUGGGAACUUUGAAUCAUAGUUAAGUGAAGAAUAACUGGGUUAACGAACGCGCCUUUACUCGCGUGUGUUGUGAAUACAAAAAUUUUUGUCGAGAAACCUUAUUAAAGUAUUUAAUAAAAAAAUAAAUAGUUUAAGUGUUUAAAGUGCUGCCAAAGCCCUCCGGCAAAAUGGUGAUGCUGCAGUCACCAGCCAAAAACUCCGACGCUUUGCCAGCUCAUGCCGUCGGCGGCCAACUGAGUCCCAACUCCAAUCAUUCGCCUAAAUCGAACACUUCACCGGAGACGCCCACGUCAACCACGUCUAGCGCCUCGCUAACGCCAAAGAUACCCAAAUUCAUUAUAAGCCAACAAUCUCUAGCAACCGCUAAUAAUAGCGGUACCUCAACCACCGCCGCCGGGAAAUCGUCCAACGCCAAUAGCGACAGCCUGCGCUACUCGCUCGAGCGUCUAAAGCAGAUGACAGAGUUGAAUGUUGUGAAUCGCCUAAGUCCCACUGCAACGACCGCCGAUUCACCUGAACACGCCGAUGCGGAAAAGUGCAAUAAUAAUAAUAGUAACAGUGUGAACAACAAUAACAACACUUAUACUAACGGCCCCACAGGCAACAGCAACGGCGGCAACAACAACUGUAAUACCAACAGCCGUCCCUCCCUUACACCGCCAGCCACAUUCCCCAGUCCGCCACAACGUAAGCUGCUUGAGUUUAACGAUGUGCCCGGCCAAUUAACGCGCCCAGAGCCUUUGCCUCAUCCGCAUGCCGCUCUCUUGCAGCAACAUCCACAUUUGCUACAAAAUCCGCAAUUCAUCGCCGCCGCCGCCGCUGCCCAACAUCAGCAUCAACAUAAUCACAAUCUUCAGCAGCAUCAUCAACACCAACACCAGCAUCACCAUCUCCACCAACAACCGCCAACGAACCAUCCGCAUUCGCAUCCCCACCAUCCAUUAGCAGAUUUCCAUCCAAUGCGUCCAUCGCUGUCCACUAUGGUUGGUUUGACGCCACCACCGCCAUCGUCGCAAACUUCGAAUUUACAUCUGCAUCUGCCAUCGCCCGCCAGCUCGCCGCUUUCGCCACCCACAUCACCGCUUCAAGCACAACAUUCCGAACAGCCGCAAACAACACCGCAACCGCUGUCACCCGUGCAGCCACAACAUCAGCACCAGCACCAACACCAACACCAGCAGCCACAUUCCACAUCUACGUCCUUGUCUUCCGUCUCGUCGAAUGUUGCACUUUCGCCCCAACAACAUCAUCUGCUGUCAACGCCACCCUCAUCAAUAUUGCUCAGUGCUCCGCAUACCCUUCCACAUGCCGCCCAAUUGGCCAAUUGUAGUCCCUCAUCAACACUUACGGCGACGCAUGAUAUGGAUCUGGAAAGGAUUAAGCUGGUCGCUGCGCAGGCAGUGGCUGCCCGGUCUACCGUAACAUUGGGCUCAGCUGCUAAUGCGUCUAGUACCUCGUCUGCUGCCGCUGCCGCCUCUAUGGCCGCAGCGGCAUCCGGCCUGUGUUUGUCAUCGUCAAAUCCGCGUCCAGACCUUAGCGACUAUGGUUUUCGAAUACAGUUGGGUGGGUUGGCGGCGGCGGCCGCUGCAGCUGCAGCCACUUCACGACAAAUAGCGGCGGCAAAUUAUGCACGCAGUGAUACGAGCGAAGAGUUGAAUGUGGAUGGCAACGAUGAGGACAGCAACAAUGGGUCAGAUAGCACGCCAACGGCUUGCCCUGUUGAUCUGACACGAUCGGUGCCGACAUCCGCCUCAACAACUUCCUCAACGACCAAUGCUUCAACGGAAAAAGAAGCCACAAAGCGGCUAGCUUUUUCAGUUGAGAAUAUUUUGGAUCCCAAUAAAUUUACUGGGCGAAUUGGACCUUCGGGACAUUAUGGUGGACGCGGUUGGGGUUCAAGUAGUAGCAAUGCCGAUCGAGAUGAUGAUAUGCACGACGAUGAACACAGUGAAGAUAUGUCAGCUCACGACCUCAAUGACAUGGAUCAGGAUGACAUGUGCGAUGAUGGCAUGAGCAGCGACAUUGAUGACCAUGCCAGCGAAACGGAUUCGAAGAAGGGUGGCAGUCGAAAUGGUGAUGGCAAAUCCCAAGGCGGCAGUGGUGGCGGCUCAAAACCGCGGCGCGCGCGUACCGCUUUUACCUAUGAACAGUUGGUAUCGCUGGAGAAUAAAUUCAAGACUACACGGUACUUGAGCGUUUGCGAGCGACUAAAUUUGGCGCUGAGUCUCAGUCUCACCGAAACACAGGUCAAAAUCUGGUUUCAAAAUCGACGCACCAAAUGGAAGAAACAAAAUCCCGGCAUGGAUGUGAAUAGUCCGACGAUUCCUCCACCACCGGGGGCGGGUGGUUUCGGACCCGGCGCCUAUGCCAGCAGCUUGCUUUAUUCACACGCUGUGCCCUAUCCACCCUAUGGACCUUACUUUCAUCCGGCACUGGGUGCACAUCACCUAAGUCAUUCGCAUUCAUAAAAUUGCAAGAUGCAACAACGACUGUUGCAAAUAUUAGAAAUGCGAAAAUAUCAAAAGCGUGAGGAGCACAAAACGGACAACGAGACAAGGCUGGACAAAUAAGGUAGAAAUGAGGGUGCAUAUGGAAGGAAUUGUAAAAACUAAUGAGAAAUCUGUUAUGAUUUUUGAAAAGAAGUGGCCGCGUUGCAGCGCAACUGAAACGAAACAAUGAUUUAUGAGCCAUUAUCACUGUUGGAGUUUCGAAUUUUUAUUGCUUGUGAAUAACUUAUCAAACCAAAAUUGCAUAGUGGAAGUUUUUUGGCUUUAAAGGCUUAAAAAUUUGGUCCAUUAUUGUUUUUCACACACACACACACCACAUAAAUGCUGCAAUUGUAUAUUUUCACAAUAAAUUUUUAUUUUAUUUUAUUUUUUGUAUUUCCAUGAAAACCAUGAAGUGAAAUUUCAAAGUUUCGAAUACAUACAUAAAUAGUUAAUUAAUUCUAGGUAUAGACAAGUGUGCAAUGAAUAUGAAUGAAUGGUGAAUAUAGUAAUUGAAUAUAUGUAUGAACGUAUGUCUGCAUGUAAAAUUAAGAAAUUAUCAUGUAUUUAUGUAGAUAUGUAUGUAUUUAAAAUCUUAAGUUUACUAUUAGCACUGCUAAUUCUGCUUUUAUUCUUAGGCUUGCAAACAAAAACCAAAAUAUGAGUAAAUUUAAUGACUGCUAUUAUUUCAAAACU